GAGCGCGAGACUAUCCAAAUAUAAACGGCCGAGUCGGCAGACGUAUGCAGUACGAAAAUAAUCAAGGCACUGAACGGAUCGGGUAUUAACCAAGUGUAAAAGCACAAGUGAAAAAAAUGGCGCUUAUUCCUAUGGUGUUUCGUGACUGGUGGGACGACUUCGAACGUCCCCAACGUCUGCUGGAUCAACAUUUCGGAUUGGGUCUUCGUCGUGAUGAUCUAAUGAACACCUUAUCCCUUCCGUCGCUCCAUUCAUAUUUUAGGCCUUGGCGCAAUCUGUUGGAACAAACUGCAGGCCAAUCGAGAAUUGAGAGCGACAAAGAUAAAUACCAAGUGAUUCUGGACGUACAGCAAUUCGCACCAAACGAAAUUACCGUCAAGACUGUCGACAACUCCAUCGUCGUUGAAGCUAAACACGAGGAGAAAAAGGAUGAGCAUGGAUACGUAUCCAGACAAUUCGUCAGGCGCUAUGUUCUACCCGAAGACCAUGACAUCAAUCAAGUCGUUUCAAACUUGUCAUCUGAUGGAGUUUUGACGAUCACAGCCCCAAAAAUUGCUCUACCAGCACCUGGAGAGAAGGUCAUUCCCAUCGAACAAACUGGCAUGCCGGCUAUCAAAUCCACCUAAAGGUCCAGUGUUUUGGUAUUUGAUUUGCGUGGUAUGACACGCCUUUGAUUAUAGAAUCAACAAGAAACUUCUAGUUAUGUUAAAAUAUAAAAUAAGGAUACAUAUGUAUUUUUAAGUUUUCUUUUUCUUAAUAAUCAAAUUAUUUUUGGCAGACUGAUGUGAUUUUGUUUGUAUCAUAAUUUUUUAAAUAAUUUUAUAAUUAUAAAAAGUAUUAUCUUGUAACAAAAGAAUUAUUCGCCAAUAAAUGUGAUAGUAUAAACAUACAUGUA
Molecule: messenger RNA, 895 nt
Organism: Cephus cinctus (wheat stem sawfly)
Lineage: Eukaryota; Metazoa; Arthropoda; Insecta; Hymenoptera; Cephidae
Product: protein lethal(2)essential for life
Exons: 1
Coding region: 117-626 (169 amino acids)
Biological process (GO): response to heat; protein refolding
Molecular function (GO): protein folding chaperone
Source: RefSeq, a predicted model, not a curated record